AUGUCGAGUACUGCAUGUGCUCUAUCACCGCAUGAUCUUCGCUUGGAAGCAUUACAGAAUGGUUCGGAACAGCGUGUCGUAGUCAAUCAAAAAAUGCUCAUCGACAAAAUGCUUGCUCGCUAUUCAUCUGACUUUGCUGUUUUUCGCGAACUCAUUCAAAACUCUGAUGACGCUCAAGCAUCAUCAUUUCAUUUGGAAAUAACGUGUAAUGUACCCGUGGGUAUAUCAAAUAUUCAACAUUCGGUAGACAAACAACCAAACAUUCCCAUCGAUUUUCACAACAGUACAAUCACUGAAAUUCGCUCCGUUAAUAACGGGUUUGUGUUUAGUCAAACUGAUUGGAGGCGCGUAGCAUCUAUUGCCGAGGGCAAUACAAAUGUUGAUUCAGUUGGACAAUUUGGCGUGGGAUUUUUCUCUGUUUUUUCAUUUUCAAAAGAACCAAUAAUCACAUCAGGAAAUGAAUAUAUGAUAUUUAUUUGGCGAGAUGAUGAUUCAUUAACAACGUUUCGUCAUGAAUUACCUAUCGAACAACGAUCGAAGUUGACUUCUGUUAUUCUGAAAAUGCAAGCUAAAUAUGUCAUACAAAUUGAGACGAAUCAAAAUGAUGAGACAACAGAUGAACAUACAACUAUGAAUAGACGCAAUGUCACACCAAAUCAGAAAAUGACAAAGAAGGUAUCUAUAGAAGAAAAUGUUCCAUCAAUCGAUUUAACAAAACUUAAAAUCUAUUUCACCAAAGUGCUUUCAUUUACGAAAUACAUUAAAGAACUCGCUAUAAAAAUCAACGGCUUUACAGUAUUCCAAAUACACAAAACGACGACACCUAUGCCAUCUAUUCCAGACAUAAUUCCAUUCCAAAAGCAAGCUUCUGCUAACAACAUAUUACUUCUCAAUUCAUUGGUACAAACUGAACAAACGUUUACUAUUGACAAUAGUUCUACAAUAACUUUAAAUCACAUCACUGUCGAUGCAAAAGUUACUAUUGAUGAAGAAUUUCAUAAUCAUAUUCAAGCUAUAUUGAAAAAACGUUUACCAUCCAAUAUUCAAAUUCAAUUCUUAUUUGCUUCGAAUAGUCUUAUUGCCAAUCAACAAGUGCGUAUGUCAUCGACCAAUACUAACAUUCUCAACACCUUGAUUCCUUUGAAAUUUCCAAGUAAAAACAUCAUACCAUCAGGUCAUAUAUUUAUCGGUCUUGGUACACAUCAAACCACUGGCAUUGGAAUGCAUAUUUAUAGUCAUUUAAUUCCCACUAUCGAACGAGAAAAUAUUGAUUUACAAAACAUAUACAUUGCGAAAUGGAAUAAAGAAAUCCUCGUUUCAGCUGGACAAAUUGUUCGGUAUAUUUACGAUCAAGAUAUGCUUAUCAACUCGAAAGGAACUCAGGGAAAAGUCUAUGAAUAUUCAAUAGUUAUGGCACCGUAUUCAUUCCAACCAUCCGUACCAAAUAAUGUCAUUGGUCAAAUGAUUGUUGAUGGCUUUUUCGCUUCGGAUACAGAUAUUCUCGUACCUGUACAAAUGAAGCCAUCUGAGGAAGUGCUUUCUGUUCUACCAUCGACCAAAGCUUUUCUGUGUAAUUCAAAACAACUUUAUGGAUUUCUGGUACUUCCACUGAUUCCAUUUCAAUUAAAAACAAAUGGUCUCAUAACAACUCUUGUAAGUCGUCAUUUGAUCGAUUAUGUAGAUAAAUCCAUGAUCGAAAGAACGCUCAUGACGUCCGUUCUUUCUCCAUCACAAUUUACUCAAUUGUUGCACUGGCUAUUUGGCAAUGGUAUCAUAAACGAUGAAUAUACAAAACGUGUCUUGUCCAAUGUCUGUUUACAUGAUGCUAAUAAUCAUCCAUCAGGAAUUCCAUUGAAAAAUAUUGAGUAUUAUGAUGUCCUAAAUAUUCCAUCGUUAUUACCAACACCGUUGAAUAUUUUACCGAAGGAUAUAUCGACUAUUCUUUCUCAAGAACAACUUGAGCAACAACUUGGUCUAUUGCCUUUGAAGCUCAAAUAUAUACUCGACUUUUAUCUACAUAAUAAACAAUUACGACAAAUAACGUCGUCGGAAACAUUUCCUUGUUUACUCAGUCUCAUUUCAACACAUUCUAGCCAGUUGACUCAAGAUGAGUGGACUACAAUAAUAAAAACUUUGUCGAUGACUGUAUGUAUACCGACCACACAAGGUAUGAAAUUACCUCGUGAAGCAUUUGUUUUAUCAGCAUCGGUUUCACCUCAAUUACCUUGUAUCAUACUGAACAUACUGCGAUCGAACGAAAAUAAUAAAGAUAAGCAAUCGAACGAAAAUUUGGAAAAUCCUGUUUCCAUUCAGUUUUUGAAAAGAAUCGGUUGCCGUAUGGUAAAUUUGGAUGUAUUUGAUGAUGAUAAUGAUGAUCAUUCAUCAGCUUCAUUCGAUUCUGAAACUAUGAGAACGUUUAUUCAGACGUUAAUCAAAGAACGGAUGAAUAUGAGCCCAGCUGAUUUUGACGCAUUAAAAGAAAAACCAUCGCUGAAAGGUACGACGUUGAUACCGACAAAAGAAACAACGCGAAAAUACGUACCUCGAGAUCUUUACUUUCCAUCUGUAGCCAUUCAAUUGGAGUGGACGACAUUGCCGAUUAUUGAUUGGCCGAAUAUACAUCCAUCUUCACCUGAAUAUGCUUUCCUCAAAGAGAUCGGUGUGAGAGAAGUACCCACUCUACAUAAACUCGUCGAACGAAUCAUUGAAGAGCAUAAUACAGGGAAGCAAAAGCCAAGCACAGGCGAAAGAUAUAAAAUACCACAUGGGUUGAUAUUUUUCGCUGAAAAAUUUGAACGGCACUAUCAUAGUGAAUGGCAAACAAGUACAGUCAAAAGAUACAGUUUUCUACCAUCAAAUGUUCCAGGAAAAACUAGUGCGGAUGAUGUGAUACUGUUACCACCAAAUGAAGUGUUCCGAAGUGUUAAUCCGUUAUGUCCCAGUCUUUUACCGGAUGUGCUAAAUUUAUUCCAGAAGCACUCGAUUCACUUGUCUCUCGACAUCGACAAUCAUCCACCUCUUUCGAAAGCAUUUAAUAGUUUACUGGAAAAGAAGACAACUCUUUUAACCAAACAAACAGCAUCGACGAUAUUUGCAUAUUUGCAUCAACUCAAAGAAUUAGAUCAUCAGUUUAUUCAAAAAGUCGCUGAAUAUAAUUUCAUUCCACUACAAGAUCAAUCAAAUAGCAAUACUUUGAUGAAACCAUCGCAAGUUUUUAUCCAUUCAAAUAUUACGCCUGAGCAAACCGAUGCGGGCAGAAUCGCUGACAUGGAUACAAGUGGUCUUAUUGACUAUGUUGAUUUCGGUACCGAUGCUAAUGCAUUUCUUCUUAAUAUCGGUGUUGCGAGCCAUCCAAAACCUGCAAUUCUUGCCAAGCUUAUGAUUGACAGACAAGCGAACUAUUUUGCCGAUGCAGCAGGAAACCACGAUAUGUUGAAUAAAAAAGUUGAUGUGUAUAUCAGUUGCCUUAAAAUACUUGCACUGGCUGCUGCUUGCUCAAAAGAUCUUCAGCAAGAGCCAUUGUAUACCCGAUUGAGAACUAGUGCUUGGUGCCUUGGUUUUCGAAUGACCGAACGGGCAAAUGGUACCUCAAUACGAAUAUCUAAGAUUGUGAGACCAGAUGAAGUGUACCUUGAUGAUAAUCACAUCUAUUCAGAGAAAUUUCGACCAUUAUUGUCACCUUGUGAAGCAGAGUUGUCUAAACUAUACCAGCGCUUUGGCUCCAGAUGGUUAUCCGAAUGUGUGAAACAAACAAAAACAUCCAUAGGUAAACCAACUACUUCUGCACGAACUAAUAAAUUACAAGAUCUAAUUCAAUAUCGCUUCCCAAUGUUAUUUGUCAACGAUCGAGGAGAACGUCUGGAAAACUGUAUCGAAGAGCGUAUCAGACUGCUCCGCACAACGCUUUCAAUAUAUGAAGUCGAUGAUAUCAAGUGUGUGUUGACUUUCGAAAACCAAAGUAUUCUACUUGAUUCGAACAGCGCGAGUCCAUGUGUACUGAAACAUACUGAAGACAAAGUGACAUUGAACCUUCGAAAGGAUACUGGCCCAAUCGAUUAUUAUUUUAUUGCAGUCGAGUUUGAUGCAUUUUGUUUUACAAAACAUGGUAAUCACGUGCAUGACAUAUGUGAUAAACUUGGAUUACCCCUUGAAAUAUUAAAACGAAGAGGUACUCCUGUUGAUCGUUUGCUUAAAAACACACAGACGAAUGGUGAGUUAAGUAAAGCACAGAACUUCUUCAAACGAAAUAAAACUUUAGAGCCGUUUUCAAUCAAUGAAAUGGCACAGCAGCAACAACAAGAGGACCAACAACAGCAGCAACAACAUAUUCAGCUGGACCAACAACAGCAACAACAACAUAUUCAGCUGGACCGACAACAGCAACAACAACAACAGAUUCAGCUGGAUCAACAACGACAACAACAAAAGGGGCAACAGCAACAAUCAAGUCAGAAACUGUCAUUUCUUCAAAAUCUACGAAAGUCAGUAUUUGUACGCGAGAUUGAGGGCCUUUCAUUAAAUCGGUGGCCAUCUGGUCGAAAAACGAAGAACAGCAGUGUUGUUCCUAUUCCUGAUGAACAUGAAUCAGAAAGUGACCCGGCAACGACGACGGAUCAAAAAGACCGUGAGGUUGCCAAUCAAAACCGCCAACUUUCCCCCAUCAUAGGUGUUGGAGGCGACUACACUAUUCAAACCUACUCAUCGCAUAAACACGUUCCUAUGCCAAAUUUUGAGUCUGUUCAAAAGGAAGGACAACAUAAUUUGAACAAUAUUUACCGAAUUCAAUCUUAUAAUCAUCCGAAACUUAUUCAAUUAGAACAUACAAAAACAGAGAUUUGCAUAGCAUGUGAACAAGUACCUCCAGCGAAUAUGACACGUUUCAGUAAGACCAUCCAUUCGAUUCCAUUGUAUGUUGAGCAAAAUGUGGUCAUCACAGAAACGAUGGUCGAUCAAGCACAUCAGUUGGCCUUUCUUCUUAUCAAUCUUGCCACUCGUGUUUUCAAGAUCUCCAAAAAAACAUUACAUCUUUUUCGGGAUGUUGAUAGUAGUAAAAUAGCGUUCAAUUACGAAGGAGCGCUUUUUUUCAAUCUUCGUUAUUUUGAACAAAUCUUCGCCAAUGAACUAAAACCUUAUCUUCGCACGCCUCCUUCAUCAAAUCCUAUAGUACACCAAGUCGUCAAUUUUUAUUUUAUAUGCACAUGUCACGAAUUGGCACACAAUAUUGCUCAUGGACAUGAUGAAUACUUUGUUAGCUACUUUGAAAAGAUUGCAGUUAAAUUCAUGACAGAAAAAGAUUUGUUUCUUGAACAAUUCUCGUUCGGAAACUACGACGAACGAAUGUAA
Messenger RNA from Adineta ricciae, 5343 nucleotides. The record is from the annotation of a GenBank genome assembly. Lineage: Eukaryota; Metazoa; Rotifera; Eurotatoria; Adinetida; Adinetidae.